This is a messenger RNA of Fopius arisanus, 2508 nucleotides long. The record is from RefSeq and is a predicted model, not a curated record. Lineage: Eukaryota; Metazoa; Arthropoda; Insecta; Hymenoptera; Braconidae.
AAGAUAAAAAUAUUGAAAUCAAACAUUCCGCCAUUUCCUUGAGUACCAAACAAUGCACAUUCCACGCGUAUCAACAAACAUUAACGGUCUGACUUUUUUACUGCGAUCGAGACACUCCAUCAUUCAUCGUCAAUGACCGUGCAGUAAAAUCGCGAGUUGCGUUCAAUAUUAGUUUCAAUCAGUACCAAUAAAGGAGGAAAUAGCUACAAUCCACGGCCCCUCGUGAAAACGUAAUUAUUUCUAUUUUCAAUGCGCGUGAUUAGACCUGUUUGAAUGGUACUAUAAAUUCACGUGAAUACUGAAGAUUAGAUGUAGUCUGCAUUUUAUCGUUAGGGUAUCAUAGUGCAUUAAAGUGUCAGUCUCGGUAAAUAUCGUAGGAAAUAUAUAUCUCCGAUUAUUUGGCAUUACUUCAGUCUUGGGUCUUCAUCUGCGUGAAACUAUUCGUGCAUUUUAAAAAACAUUUUUAAUUCGGGAAAAACGAGUUAAGGCACUAAUAUUAUAAUCAAGACAUCAUGAAGAAUCGUGGUAAGGAUUAUGUACUCGACGAUGCGGAGUGUCUAGAAAUAGUGAAGAAGAAGCUGUCGAAAGAUAAGAUGGACAAUUAUUCUCUCGUGGAGUAUGACGUGAGCCCUUUAGACGGAGGGACUGGAUUCAUGGGACAGUAUUUCAUCUUGAAAGCAACGGUUGCCUCUUCAGCUCCCCUCCGGGACAGACGAAUCAUCCGUUUUUUCGCGAAAACUCCACCCCCGGAGAACAGCCCGCAGUGGUUAUUCAAUGAAGAGUUCGGAUCCUUCAAAAAGGAAGUUGCCUUGUACACAGAGGUUUUCCCGGAAGUCCUGAGAGGCUUGGACCAAUACAGUAUCCCCGAGUGUUUUUUUGGUCUCGGCGGAGACGUUAUUGUCCUCGAGGACAUGAUGCCGGAGGGCUACACAAUGAAAAAUAAAGUUGUUCCCUUUGAUUUUGAUCACUGCGCAGUCGUCAUGAAGACACUCGCCAAGUUUCACGCGAAGUCAAUGAUUUUUGAAGAAUUGCACAAGAAGAAUCUCCUCGAGGAGUUUUCGCACUGUAUGCACGAGACUCUGUAUUCUCUGAAUGGAAGAGGUCAACGAGGGCUGCAGGCGGCCAUUGACGGAGCCCUCGCUAUGGUUGAUUUAUUAGAUACACUUGAUGAUGUUUCAAAAACCAAGUUCAAGGAGAGGAUCAUCUCAAUGUCGAGGAAUCAUGUGCAGAGACUUGAGCCUUCUAAGAAGAUGAAGAAUGUUCUUUGUCAUGGAGAUCUCUGGGCUAAUAAUCUCUUGUUCAAGUACGGGGAGGAAGGAAGCCCUGAGGCUUGUUGUUUGAUUGAUUUUCAGUUAGCAAGGUACAACCCUCCAUCCCACGACAUUCUCUGCUUCUUUCAAUUCUCAACGACGAGACAACUCCGAGAGGAGCAUGGAACCGAACUUUACAAAAUUUAUUACGACACUUUAUCGAGAACUUUGAUCGAUGCUGGUCUAGAUCCAGCAAAGAUAUUACCACUCGAUGUCUUUCUGGACUCUAUCGAGGAACUCCGAACCUUUUGCAUGCUGCAUGGAGUAUUCAAUAUUCCGUUGAUGUUGUUGGAGACGCAAGCCAUUGGCAACUUAUUCGAAAAACAAUCCGAGUGCGUAGAUGCACUUCUUUUUGAUGAUCGGAGACCUUUGCUUGUGGGUUCGUUCAACGAGAGGAAAUACUACAGGGAGAGGAUGACCGAUGCACUUCUGGAACUUCAUGAUAGAUUAUUCGGUGUAAAAUUGUAAAGUCCUAACAACUAACUGUAGGAUGUAUGUUAGGUGAUUUGAGGUAUUGAAUAAUUUGAAAAUCACAACUCAGUUUAUAGAUAAAAUGUUUAUUUAAAAAAAUCUUGGUACACGUCUCCUUUGACUUUCUCAAAUCAAAUUUAAAUCGUACAAUAUCGUUGAAUCAGUUCAAUUCUCGUUGGAAUUGAAAGUGAGAGAGUAAUAGUAGAUAUUUUUACAAGAACCAGACAGUAACAUUUUUAUUUUAUUUUUAUUUCGGAUACAGCAUGAUCAGACGAUCGGCUUCGCGCCAGCCAAAGGCUAUCGCACUGUGGACAUUUUCAGAAUAUUUCUGCAGUGCGGUCAGAACAGUCUCUUUAGUGACUAGUAUGACCCAUUAUUUAUUUAAACUUCAGUUAAUACGAAAAUUCGGAUUUGAAAAAGUGGCGAUUCUUUCCCCGAAGAACCUUAGAUCGGCAGCUACGGUCGGGGUAAAAAAAAUUUAUUAUCAUCUACAAGGUGAUGAAUGUGUGUGAAAUCAACCGUUGGUUAAAUGAAAAAUUCGAUUUUGAGAGAAAUUUUUCGCCCUCAAAAAUACUAAAAACCAUUUUUCACCCGCGGUUCGGGUCCAUUUAUUCGUGUUAAUUACGCGAGUGUAAUCUGGCCGCCAUCUUGUGAGUGGACGUACUAUAUAUUGUGAAGUGGAAAAUUAGUGUUUUAUUUUUGAGUAAUUAAACUUGCCGGAUCAUUA